Messenger RNA from Diaporthe citri, 1092 nucleotides. RefSeq lists its product as uncharacterized. The coding region runs from base 1 to 1092 and encodes 363 amino acids. The transcript is spliced from 4 exons. The record is from RefSeq and is a predicted model, not a curated record. NCBI's taxonomy places the organism in Eukaryota, Fungi, Ascomycota, Sordariomycetes, Diaporthales, Diaporthaceae.
AUGCCGGCCAGAGCCCCCACCGAAGAAGAGAUUGCUUGGAUGAUGGAACACAAGGAGGACACUCUUGUUCCGAACAUUCUCGCCUGCAACAUCAUCUGUGGUGUCGCCUCCAUAAUUGUCCUUGUACUGCGGUUCUGGUCUCGCAGAGUCAGCUACGGCCGUAUAAGAGUCGAGACAAGUGACUUCUUAUUUAUAAUUGCAUGGUUCUGGUACAUCGGCUACCUUGUCUGUUUCUCCGUGACCACGCGUUAUGGAGAGGGGCUGCAUAUCAUCUUUGUGACAGACGGGCGACUGCUUCAGAUAUGGAGUAUCGCCACGGAAGUAUGCUACUACUUGUCUAUGGGGUUCCUCAAGUUCAGUAUCCUCAAAUUAUAUGGCUCGAUUUUCAUCUCACGCCGCUUCCAUUACUGUCUUUGGGCUGUCCAUGCCUUUGUUGCCGGCUUGACGAUCUCGGCUGCCGGUGUUUCUAUCGGACAGUGCACGCCGAUUGCAUACGGGUGGGACCAGACAAUUCCAGGUGGUUCAUGUGUCAACUACGGACUGCUCGUACUUAUUGCCGGAGUGCUGAACGUCGUGACCGAUCUGGUCAUCCUGAUCUUGCCUAUUCCCUCGGUAUUGCGACUUCAGAUCUCGAAGCAGAAGAAGCACCUCAUCAUCUUCACUUUUGCGAUGGGUAGCAGUGCCUGUAUCGUCAGCAUUAUUAGAUUGGCGUUCAGUCUCAUGGUAGGCUCCACGCCCGACGUCAGUUGGACCAAUGUGCCGUCAGCCUUUGUGACUGCUGCUGAGCUCCUAGUUGGGAUUCUGGCCACUUCGAUUCCGACGUACCGACCUUUGUAUCGGAGGUUCAUUCAACGCUUCACAUCGCAGAAGUCAUCAAACCAGAACUACCAGCCGGGAAGCCACGAGAAUGCCGGGUCGCAUUCAGUCAAGGUCUCGGCCGGGGCGACCACCCCCGUCGACAGCGACGGCAUUCACUUUACCAGUCAGAUCGAGCUUACCAGGCAUACGCAUAGGAAUGGUGUCUGGGUGCGAGUAGACGACGAAGAUGCCACGGGCCCACAUAACGUUUCAGGAAGACCAGAGGGUGGUUAA